AGCUGUCUAACAAUAGACUGACCAGCCAUAGGGUGCUGCAGUCACAUGAGUAAGAAGGGUCGGACUAUGUAUCCUUGAUGCUCAACCUAUUUGUCAAGAAGCUGAAGUCUGUGGUUCGUCUCUGAGCUCCCCCCGUCUAGCUCACAGAGAUCAUCCAUAACAAAAUGUCUGAAACAGAGGAAGUCGUGGAGGAGGAAGCUCAGGAGGAAGAAGCCGAAGAGGAGGAAGCGGCAGACGAGUCCAAGCCAAAGCCAAAGUUUAUGACCAAUAUUGCUGCCCCGAAGAUCCCCGAUGGUGAUAAAGUGGACUUUGACGACAUCCACAGGAAGCGUCAGGAGAAGGAUCUGUCUGAGCUGCAGUCUCUGAUCGAGGCUCACUUCAUCCAGAGGAAGAAGGAGGAGGAGGAGCUCAUCGCCCUCGUUAACAGAAUUGAGAAACGUCGCGCUGAGAGAGCGGAGCAGCAAAGGGUCCGAGCAGAGAGAGAGAAGGAGAGGCAGGCCAGACAGGCGGAGGAGAAGGAGCGGAGGGAGCUGGAGGAUCAGCAGAAGAAGAUGAAUGAGGACAUGAAGAAGAAGAAGGCUCUCACCAACAUGACCCAGCAGUUCAGUGCUGGACAAAAGAGUGAGACAAAAAGAGGAGGCAAGAAACAAACUGAGAGGGAGAAGAAGAAGAAGAUUCUGGCUGACCGCAGGAAGCCUCUCACUGUUGAUCACCUAAAUGAGGACAAACUGAAGGAGAAGGCCAGCGAACUGUGGCAGUGGCUGAUGGGGCUGGAGGCUGAGAAGUUCGAUCUCAGCGAGAAACUUAAAAGACAGAAGUAUGAUAUUAACCAGCUUCUUGCCCGAGUUCAGGACCACCAGAGUGCCAAAGGUCGCGGCAAGGGCAAGAUGGGCGGCCGCCUAAGGUAAAGGAGCAGUCUGACAGGGACAAGCAAAGUUUCGACUCCAGUGAUUGGCCAACAACUCCACUAAGUGUGUGAAUUCAUAGUUCUGUUCUGUUGUGUUGGGUUACAUGUCAAUUAUCAUGAUAGCAAAACAAUAAAUAAGUUAUUACAAUCA
Molecule: messenger RNA, 1058 nt
Organism: Labrus mixtus (cuckoo wrasse)
Lineage: Eukaryota; Metazoa; Chordata; Actinopteri; Labriformes; Labridae
Gene: tnnt2d
Product: troponin T2d, cardiac
Exons: 13
Coding region: 165-908 (247 amino acids)
Biological process (GO): sarcomere organization; regulation of muscle contraction; cardiac muscle contraction
Cellular component (GO): troponin complex
Molecular function (GO): troponin C binding; troponin I binding; tropomyosin binding
Source: RefSeq, a predicted model, not a curated record